This is a messenger RNA of Hemicordylus capensis (graceful crag lizard), 4382 nucleotides long. It is a transcript of the gene IFT80, whose product is annotated as intraflagellar transport 80. Lineage: Eukaryota; Metazoa; Chordata; Lepidosauria; Squamata; Cordylidae. Gene Ontology annotation, biological process: cilium assembly. Gene Ontology annotation, cellular component: cilium; intraciliary transport particle B; centrosome. Gene Ontology annotation, molecular function: protein binding. Bases 737 to 3091 code for a protein of 784 amino acids. The transcript is spliced from 21 exons. The record is from RefSeq and is a predicted model, not a curated record.
AAAAAAGUAUUGAGGGGGGAAGCCUCCCUUGCCGCCAUCUUGUUUUCCGUUAGUUAGCGGAAAGGUGGCUGAACAUGUUUUCGCGUCAUGUUUCUCUCCGCAUUUUUUUUAAAAAAGAGGAUAAAUACGGGAAAAAAGGAAAACUGAGGGCGGACGUGAAUGCUUGUGAUUAUUUAAGGGAAUAAAAUGAAAACGACCCCAAAGUAGCGCCGCGGGGUCGCGAGCGGGUGGGGGAGUCACUCAGCGGGCGGGCUGAGUGUCUCAGCAACAAAGUUAAUAGAAUAGCGGAGGACCCAAAGAACUUACUUUUUUAAAAAAAAUCUAUAUUGAAAUAUUCAUAUACACAAAUUUAUAUAUGUCACGACAACAAAUUUGACAGGCCGGGUCCCUGACGUCAGAGCCCGCGUCACGUGUACUGGGAGGGCCCGCAAGGUGGUGGAAAGAAAACCUCGCGGGCGGGGGAGAGAAGAAGGUUGCUUGGCGUUCGGGCUCGGAAAUCUCGCGGGAAGUAGCUAUAGAGACCGAACGGCUUCCCCUCGCAAUUGAUAACACACAGCGGAGGAGUCAAGCUUCGUUAGGGGUGGAGGCUCUUGGAAUCUUUGACCUGCAGAAUUUAAGAUCCCUGUAUCGAGGGACGCCUGCUUGCUCCUCAUUGCCCCGAACUCCACAAGGAGUCGGCACACAAGAAGACAUCCUGUUUUUUAUCCAUGUUUCAGCAGCAGACAAUCGAAUCAAAAUGAGAUUAAAGACAUCUCUCUUAAAGGAACCAAAACAUAAGGAAUUGGUUAGUUGUGUAGGCUGGACAACAGCUGAUGAGCUCUAUUCAUGCAGUGAUGAUCAUCAGAUUAUGAAAUGGAAUUUAUUAACUGGUGAGACAACCCAAGUAGUGAAGCUUCCUGAUGAUAUCUACCCUAUAGAUCUUCACUGGUUUCCCAAAAGUGUAAGUGGAAAGAGGCAAAUCCAAGCUGAAAGCUUUGUACUCACAAGUUCUGAUGGAAAGUUCCAUUUGAUUUCCAAGACAGGAAGAGUGGAAAAAAGCGUAGAAGCCCACUGUGGAGCUGUACUAGCAGGAAGAUGGAAUUAUGAAGGAACAGCACUUGUUACAGUUGGUGAAGAUGGACAAAUAAAAAUAUGGUCUAAGAGUGGAAUGCUGAGAUCCACUUUAGCACAACAAGGAAUGCCAAUUUAUUCAGUAGCAUGGGGCCCAGAUUCAGAAAAGAUUCUUUACACAUCAGGAAAGCAGCUGAUUAUCAAACCUCUUCAGCCAAAUGCUAAAAUUCUGCAGUGGAAAGCACAUGAUGGAAUUAUACUAAAAGUUGAUUGGAAUUCUGUCAAUGAUCUUAUCCUAUCAGCUGGUGAAGACUGUAAAUAUAAGGUAUGGGAUAGUUAUGGUCGUCUGUUGUAUAGCUCACAAUCACAUGAAUACCCUAUCACUUCUGUCGCUUGGGCUCUAGACGGGGAGUUAUUUGCUGUAGGAUCUUUUCAUACCUUACGACUUUGUGAUAAAACAGGGUGGUCCUAUGCUUUAGAGAAACCAAACACUGGCAGUAUAUUUAAUAUUGCUUGGUCUAUUGAUGGCACACAAAUAGCUGGGGCUUGUGGAAAUGGACAUGUGAUUUUUGCCCAUGUUGUGGAACAGCGCUGGGUGUGGAAAAACUUUGGAAUAACGUUAACUAAAAGAAGAACCAUGGAGGUUCGUAAUGUACUUAAUGAUGCAGUGGAUUUACUGGAAUUCCGUGACAGAGUCAUUAAGGCCUCUUUGAACUAUGGGCAUUUAGUAGUUUCAACAUCUCUUCAGUGUUAUAUAUUCUCAAUUAAAAACUGGAAUACACCAUUGAUUUUUGACCUCAAAGAAGGAACUGCUAGUUUAAUUUUACAAGCAGAAAGGCAUUUUCUUCUUGUAGACGGUGGUGGAAUCUAUUUAUAUUCUUAUGAAGGACGUUUAAUAUCCUCUCCAAAAUUUCCGGGAAUGAGAACAGAUACACUAAAUGCUCAGACCGUAUCUUUGAGUAAUGAUACUGUAGCUAUAAGAGACAAAUCUGAUGAAAAAGUUAUUUACUUGUUUGAACCUUUAUCUGGCAAGCCACUGGGAGAUGGAAAGCCUCUUAGUCAUAAGACAGAAAUCCUGGAAAUUGCCUUAGAUCAGAAGGGACUAACAAAUGAACGAAAAAUUGCUUUUAUUGACAAAAACAGAGACCUUUAUAUUACUUCAGUGAAGAGAUUUGGUAAAGAACAGAAAGUCAUCAAAAUAGGAACAAUGGUGCAUACUUUGGCAUGGAAUGACACAUGCAACAUACUUUGUGGACUUCAAGAUACUCGUUUUACAGUUUGGUACUACCCCAAUGCAGUAUAUGUAGACAAAGAUCUCUUACCAAAAACCCUGUAUGAAAAAGAUGCAAGUGAAUUCAGUAAAAACCCUCAAAUUUUGAGUUUUGUUGGAUGUCAAGUAACUAUCAGGAGAGCUGAUGGCUCACUUAUUCAUGUCAGUGUUUCACCUUAUCCUGCCAUACUUCAUGAAUAUGUGAGCAGUUCAAAGUGGGAAGAUGCCAUCAGACUGUGUCGCUUUGUUAAGGCAACCACAACAGAUGAGGACGAAACACUGUGGGCAUGUUUAGCGGUUAUGGCAGUUGCCAGUAAGGAUAUGAACACAGCAGAAAUAGCCUAUGCAUCAAUUGGUGAAAUCGACAAAGUUCAGUAUAUCAGCUCCAUCAAAGAUCUUCCAUCAAAAGAGUCAAGACUGGCUCAUAUCCUGCUUUUCAGUGGAAAUGUACAGGAUGCUGAAACACUGCUUCUUCAAGCUGGUCUUAUUUACCAAGCUAUUCAAGUCAAUAUUAACCUUUACAAUUGGGAAAGGGCACUAGAACUUGCUGUGAAACACAAGACACACGUUGACACGGUUCUGGCUUACCGACAAAAGUUCUUGGAUGACUUCGGUAAAAAAGAAACGAAUCAGCGAUUUUUGCAGUAUGCAGAAGGGCUUGAAGUUAACUGGGAUAAAAUCAAAGCCAAAAUAGAAUUAGAAAUCGCGAAAGAGAAAGAACGAGCUGCAGCUACUCCAGCAGUCAGGGCAAGUGUAACCAUACAGCGCUGAUUAUAUUAGGUAGUGGUUUUAUCACUCUUUCUUCCUUCAGCAUAUCGGUAAGCUUUAGUAUGAGUGUCUGUGUAUUGUGAGGGAGAAGAGCAAUGUCUGACUCCAAAUGCAGAACCUCCAGGUGCUGAAUAUAGUUCUUGUUUGUGGUUGACAGAAAUGAAUUAAUAUGUAAUGUUAUUAUUAACUGAAAACCUGUUCUUAUCACAGUGUUAAUAUAAGACAUUUGAGGAACAUGAGUGUAGCCGAUAAUACAGAAUCCACUUCUCUGUUACCUUAGGACUUUGACUUUUGGUUUCCCAAGGGAAAAUUGUCUAUGAGGUGCAUGAAAUCUGUCACAUAAGUAAAUGAUCAGCUGUACAGAUUGUCAACAGUAAAAAAUGCCAUUACUUUUCCACGCAAAUAACUAAUUACCUUAAAACACAUAUAACCAAAAUAAAGAAAACUUUUUUACUAUAUGGGCCUGAAGCGUAAUCACAGGCUCAGAACUGAGGAAGAAUUAUACCAUAAGUACAGACUGUAGUCCUGGAACUGCUAGCUCAUGAAUAUUGUUAGGGAAUUCAAUAGGACAUUAUUUCUUGUGUAAGUGAUUUUCAUAUCACAGCAUCAGUUUUAGCAUAGGAAAUCUAAUGAACUCUUCCUGUUUUUCAUCUGGUAUGACACAAAAGUUGUAUAAACAGACCAAAAAAUACAAAAUAGGUGAGGUAAUUAAUUAUCCUAGAUUAGACUAACUUCUCUUGACACAGAAGUAUGCAAGCUUAAAAUCUGUACCUCAUACAUUUACAUACUCAUACACUAACAGAAGCUGAUUGAAUCAGAGAUACUGAUUUUUUCAACCUACUUUUCUCCAAGUUUAGCAUAGCAGUGAAAUCCAUCCAACACUCAGAAUCUGUUGUGUAGUAUGUAGUUUUAAAUAACAGUUGGAUUUCUUGAAAAUAUUUAUGUAUUCCAGCUACUCAAAAGAAUUAUGUGAUUGCAGGUGGUCCCAUUUACGUUGAACAUGUGUUGUUUCACCAAUGUGCCAUAGCUUUAGAAUGACCCUCAAGCCACUUUCUAUGGGGAAAAUUAUUACUUGACCAAAGUUACCUCCAUUGUAAAAGAUAUCAGGAAUACAGCAUUAAUAUCCUGUUUGUUCAGUAGUAAUAUAAAUGUUUUAUGCUGUAGGAGAAUAGUAGUAAUAAAAAAAUCUAUAAUCUGUAUAUUUUAAUAUAAAUUAUUAUUUUGUAUCAAAUGAUUUUGUGAGUGGUAUAAUGUAAAUAUUAUGCCUUUGUUAAUAAAUAUUUCAAACACUGUA